Messenger RNA from Gastrolobium bilobum, 885 nucleotides. Its product is annotated as dehydration-responsive element-binding protein 2D-like. Gene Ontology annotation, molecular function: DNA binding; DNA-binding transcription factor activity. Lineage: Eukaryota; Viridiplantae; Streptophyta; Magnoliopsida; Fabales; Fabaceae. Gene Ontology annotation, biological process: regulation of DNA-templated transcription. The record is from RefSeq and is a predicted model, not a curated record. The transcript has a single exon. The coding region runs from base 1 to 885 and encodes 294 amino acids.
AUGGCAGGAACUGAAGCUACAAAAUAUGCUUCUGCUACGAACAACAUGGCAAAAUCGAACAAACCCAUUAUGAGGAGGUUCAUUGGGGUGAGGCAAAGGCCUUCAGGAAGGUGGGUGGCUGAGAUCAAAGACUCUUCUCAGCAUGUGAGGUUAUGGCUUGGAACCUAUGACACACCAGAAGAAGCUGCUAGAGCUUAUGAUGAAGCAGCUCGAGCUUUGCGUGGUGAAAAUGCCCGAACCAACUUUGCAUCAUCAUCAUCGGUGAACCAAACCACAAACCAAUCAGGUUCUGUUCCUUCUUCUGAUGGGAAACAUGGUUUAAGCUUUGCUUCCUUGAAAGCCAAGUUAAGCAAGAAUCUUCAGAGCAUUAUGGCCAGAGCAAGUGACAGCAAGUCCUCAAAGAGUAGAGUGAGUGAUCACUUUACCUUUGCUAGCAUAUUCCAUCGUGGGAAUUACCAAUACCAAAUCCCUUCAGUGGAUAUGAAAAGCAUUGAGAAAGUGGUGCAGCCUAGUAUUAUUGUUCCCCCUGUAGAGGGUGAUCACCCUGUUGUUUGGGAAACCUCUAGUGUUUCUGAUUGUAGCUCUGAGUGGGUCGGGUUUAGGCAACCCGGUUUGGACUCUGAUGGGUCGGAUAUUGGGGAUGUUAGUGUUGGUGAUCAAGGGUACUUGGAUCAACUAAUGGGAUGGGUUGAUAGCCCUGAUUUUUGUGCAAGUGAAGGUUCAAGGAGUAAGAGGUUUAAGGUCUCUUCUUCUGUGCUUGUUCCCCCAACUUUCACUGGGUCUCCUUUUGAUUGUGGCUCCCCUUAUAGUGGUUAUGCCUCUCCUUAUAAUGGUUGUGGCUCCCCAUGUAAUGGUUAUGCCUCUACAUAUGAUGGUAGGAAAUGA